Messenger RNA from Penicillium psychrosexuale, 3237 nucleotides. RefSeq names its product glycoside hydrolase family 71 protein. The transcript is spliced from 5 exons. Gene Ontology annotation, biological process: mating projection tip cell wall disassembly. Gene Ontology annotation, molecular function: glucan endo-1,3-alpha-glucosidase activity. Bases 1 to 3237 code for a protein of 1078 amino acids. NCBI's taxonomy places the organism in Eukaryota, Fungi, Ascomycota, Eurotiomycetes, Eurotiales, Aspergillaceae. The record is from RefSeq and is a predicted model, not a curated record.
AUGGUCUCCUUGCUGGCUUGGGCCACGGUGCUGCUGCUCGCCUGCCGAGUGCAGCUGCAAGUACAGGCAGCGGCCGUCUUCGCGCACUUUAUGGUCACAAACACGGCCAACUAUACUUCUAAUGACUGGGAGAACGAUAUUCUUCUGGCGCAGGAUGCGCACAUCGACGCAUUCGCCCUCAACAUGGCGUAUGCCGACUCGACGAACACGGGUGCCCUCGCUGCCGCGUUUUCGGCUGCCGAUAGUCUCGGCUUCAAGCUCUUUUUCUCCUUUGACUACGCAGGUAACGGCGACUGGCCUAAAGCCGACGUGAUCACCCUCAUUCAGCAGUACAGUGCUCACUCGUCCUACUACUUCUAUAAGGGACAGGCCUUUGUCUCGACGUUCGAAGGCCCUGGACGCGCCGACGACUGGCCCGAGAUCAAGGCGGUCACCGGCUGCUUCUUCAUCCCCAGUUGGUCCUCGCUCGGAGCCAAGCCUGCCGUGGCGACGGGGGUCGUGGAUGGUCUGUUCAGCUGGGCGGGCUGGCCCUGGGGCCCCCAGGACGCGGACACCUACGUGGACGCCUCGUAUCUCCAGUAUCUGGAGUCGCUGCCGUACAUGAUGCCGGUCUCGCCGUGGUUCUUCACCAACCUUCCCGGGUACAAAAAAAACUGGAUGUGGCGCGGGGACCACCUGUGGCAUGAUCGAUGGCAGCAGGUCCUAUACAUUCAACCGGAGUUUGUCGAGAUUAUCUCGUGGAAUGACUACGCGUUUGAGGUCGGCGAGGCCCCCUUCAACUACGCGACAGAAAUGCCCCACGACGGCUGGCGGGCAACGAUCCCCUUCUGGGCCGAUAUGUAUAAGGAUGGAACGGCCGAGGUGACUGAGGAGACGAUUAUCGCCUGGUAUCGGCUUACCCCCGGCGCGGCCUGUGACAGCGGCGGCACAAGCGGCAAUACGGCCUCCCAGCUGCAGGACCGUAUCUUCUUCUCCGCGGUGUUGGGCUCGUUCUCGGGCGCCGUAGUGUCGAUUGGAGACUGGACCCAGACGGUUGGGUGGUUCGAUGUGCCGGAUGAUGAUGUCGGGGUAUACUACGGCGAUGUAGCCAUUGGCGCCCAUCGGGGUCCGGUGACUGUGUCUUUGAUGCGUGAUAAUGUGAUUAUUGCGACGAUUGAGGGCAAGGCCAUCUCGUCGACCUGUGAAUAUGGAGUUCAGAAUUGGAAUGCCUGGGUUGGAAGUGCGUCUACCGGGGAGACCGUGUCGGCACGACCGACCCGUCUUCUGUCAGAGCAGGUCUGCAUGAACGGUACCGGCGCGAAUAAUUUUGCCGGACUGUGUGGGUUUGCCUGCCGAUACGGAUACUGUCCUCUGGGCGCCUGUACCUGCACGCGAAUGGGCAUCGGGUACGAGCCGCCCAACUCCACGGGUGUCCUCGGAUACCCGAUUGUGGGCGAAGGCGCGAGUUACAGCGGACUGUGCUCGUUUGACUGCAACCUGGGCUUCUGCCCCGAGAGUGCCUGCGGCACUGUGGAGGUCCCGCUCAGCACGCCGACAGUCUCGCCGUUCCUGCCCCCCGCCUGUGUGUCCGGUUCGGGUGAGGGCAACCUAGCUGGGCUGUGCGACUUUGGCUGUGCCCAUGGCUUCUGCCCCAUGAACGCGUGCACCUGCACGGGGCAGGGGGCGCUAAAUGUCAUGGAUCCGACAAGCGAGACCGUUGGGACCGCCGCACCGGGAGUAGACGCUACCGUCUACGGUCCUCUGUGCGAGUACACUUGUCAACGCGGAUACUGUCCCGAAGGCGCCUGUAUCGUCGCCGAGGACUCGGACUCGGGCUCGGGGUCCGGGGAUGGACCAGGCGAUGGCGAGGUCUACAUUGCCCCGUCGAUCUGGAAUAUGCCCUCGCCGGUCGUGCAAUGUGAGCCUCCGUGCUCGCUGAUCAUGCCUCCGCUGCAGCUGGCCAGCCCUUCUGUAAUAUCCAUCCCUCCCUGGGAGAGCCCCGUCGAGCAGAGUUACUUGACGACCAGAACGACUACCUAUGACGACGGAGUCGUCGAAACAUACAAUGGCUAUGCGGUUGCCACCACCACCAUUACCAUAUCCUUUCCCCCUUCGGUCGUCACCGAGAUCCCCGUAUGGGGAGUGACCAUCAAUGCCAGCCAGGCUCAGCCAACCGAGUUGGAAAUGACGAGGAGCAUCACCCUGCCCUAUAUGGUAUGGUCGCUUCCCCCGUUCGAUGAAGACCCCAACGCGACAAGCAUGACGGGGACGGUCCUUCCGCCCCCAUAUCCAUGGUCCCAGGCCAGCAAGGACUCCGAGCUCAAUACCGCGACCACCACCUGGUCGUCCGGCAGUGCGACUCCCACGGCAGAUAGGGGUAACCCGGACGUCGGCGUCUCGUGUAAGCCAUUCUGCCACCUGUGUCUCUUGUGCCGCCCAGACUGGAGCGGGGGCGGCGGCGGGGGCUCCGACGAUGGCAGCAACAGCAACAGCAACAGCAACAGCAACAGCAACGAGGACGAGUGCAGCACGCGAGAGGCGGAGAUUUGCUCUACCGUGUGUGUGGCCGGGUCCGGGUGCGAGUUCGACUGCUCCACGACCACCGGCUGUUCCGUCACGGCCUCGGCCACCAGCACCGUGGGCACGCCCGCGCCCGCCGUGGCCAUCACGCUGGAGCAAUGGCCUGAAGCCACCGAGGAGCCCGAUGCAGAGGUGACCAGCAUCGCUCGGUCGCUCGACUCCCGGCUCUCCUCCCUGUAUGGAGACCUCACCGUCCUAACGGGAUACGAGGAUGGAGCCGCCACGGCCACGGCCACCAGCACCAGUCGCGCGACCACGACGACCAGCGCCCCCCCGGACCUCCCAACCUCACUUUCCGACCUCCAGUUCGUGAUCUUCCUGCGCAAACCCGCCGACUCCCUGGACUCCUGGACCUGGUCCGGCUACCUCCUCCCGACGUACUACGACGAGGAGUACGUGUGCAACAACGCGUACGAGGUUGUCACGAGCACCGAUAAUAUCCCAAAUCAAACGGAUGAGGACUCCGACUACGGAUACCCGAUGUAUCUGGGUCCGUUUGCCGCGCAGGAUUUGAACUGUGGGUAUGUGUCCCAAGGCCUGACGCCGGGCGACGUGCACUGCGGCACUCAGGUACUGACGUGCCUCGAGCUUGAUGCGCUGCAUGCUCUGGGGUAUCCGGGGUAUACUUGUGGGAAUACGGAGUUUUACAUGCAGGCUUGGUGCCCGAUGGCAGACUAA